CCUGUGCGAGGCCACGUUUGUUUUUGUUAUUUUCCAUUGGAGUAGUUCUCCAGGACUGAGCGGGCCGCAAGCCUGCACCCCCGACCUUCCAGGUGACAGCCGGUCACCCUGCUAGGAGUCAGCUCCGCCCCGAGUCGCCCCUUCCCGCCCACAGCUCCACUCUCCGCCCAGCCUUCCCGUGCCAGCGCUGGGCGAGCGCGCCGGCCGCAGCGGGCUGCAGGAGCAGGAGCCCGAGCAGGAUCGGGAGACCGCCGCUGCCCUGGUCCCCGACCCCAAGGACGGACGGGCGGCGGGAGGACAGACCUGCCCUGGGGCGCGAUCUCCAGGAAGGAGGAUGCGCGCGUGAGCCUCGGUCUCCCGCUAGUCCACUGAGCUGCAGCCGAAGGCUCGGAACCGCGCCCGGGGAAGUGUCGCAUGGGGCAGGGCCGCUGAAGCACGGACUUUAAGGUCUGGUGGCACCAAGGCAGGCGCGGGGGCCUGGAGCGACAGUUAGCAUUUUCCUCAGCUCCUGCACAGUGAGAGUUGGGGGCGCGGUGCCCUCGCUAGGCGCGAGUUAUGGAGUCGCCUAGCUGCAUUCAGGAUGAGCCUUUCCCUCACCCCCUGGAGCCUGAGCCGAGUGCCCCAGCACAGCCAGGUGCCACCAAGACUGGCGACAAGCGCUUCCGGCUAUGGUACGUGGGAGGGUCUUGCUUGGAUCGGAGGACCACGCUACCCAUGCUCCCCUGGCUCAUGGCCGAGAUCCGUCGGCGCAGCCAGAAGCCCGAGGCGGGCGGCUGCGGGGCGCCCGCAGCCCGGGAGGUGCUCCUGGUGCUCAGCGCCCCCUUUCUGCGUUGUGUCCCCGCGCCGGGUGCCGGGGUCGGCGGGGGCGCAGGCUCCGGGGCCGUGCAGCCCAACACUGGGGUGUUCAUCUUCGAGCACAAGGCUCAGCACAUCUCGCGCUUCAUCCACAACAGUCACGACCUCACCUACUUUGCCUAUUUGAUCAAGGCGCAGCCCGACGACCCCGAGUCACAGAUGGCCUGCCACGUUUUCCGCGCCACGGACCCUAACCAGGUUCCAGAUGUGAUCAGUAGCAUCAGGCAGUUAUCCAAGGCUGCCAUGAAGGAGGACUCCAAACCCAGCAAAGAUAACGAGGACGCCUUUUACAACUCUCAGAAGUUCGAAGUGCUCUACUGUGGGCGGGUGAUCGUGAACCAUAAGAAGGCGCCCUCCAGCCUCAUUGAUGAUUGCAAGGACAAGUUCAGCCUGCAUGAGCAGCAGCGACUGAAGCUGCAGGGCGAGAGAGGUGGUGACCCCGGGGACGAGAUGGGUGUCCUUGAGGCCGAGUCUCCUGUAUCUCCAGAUGACAGUCUGCCGGAGAAGGCAGAUGGUACAGUCAACAGCCCCCGUGCCCUGCCCUCUCUGGCUAGCCUUCCUGCUUUGGCCAGCCAACCCGCACUAGCCAGCUCUCGGGUUUGCUUCCCAGAGAGGAUUUUGGAAGACUGUGGCCUUGAUGAGCAGCAGGAGUUCCGAUCCCGGUGCAGCAGUGUCACAGGCGUCAUGCAAAAGAAGGUUCAUGACAACAACCAGAAAGUACAGCCAAGAAGGAGGCACGCGAGCGCGCCCAGUCACGUGCAGCCCUCAGACUCGGAGAAGAAUCGGACCAUGCUCUUCCAGGUCGGCCGCUUUGAGAUUAACCUCAUCAGUCCAGACACGAAAUCAGUUGUUCUGGAGAAGAAUUUCAAAGAUAUCUCCUCUUGUUCUCAGGGAAUAAAGCAUGUGGAUCACUUUGGCUUUAUCUGUCGGGAGUCUCCGGAGCCAGGGCUGAGCCAGUACAUCUGUUAUGUAUUCCAGUGUGCCAACGAAUCUCUGGUGGAUGAGGUCAUGCUGACUCUGAAGCAAGCUUUCAGCACUGCUGCUGCUCUGCAGAGUGCCAAGACGCAGAUCAAGCUGUGUGAGACCUGCCCCAUGCACUCUUUGCAUAAGCUCUGUGAGAGAAUCGAAGGUCUCUACCCACCUCGAGCCAAGCUGGUAAUCCAGAGACAUCUCUCUUCGCUGACGGAUAAUGAGCAAGCUGAUAUCUUUGAACGGGUUCAGAAGAUGAAGCCCAUCAGCGACCAGGAGGAGAACGAACUUGUGAUUCUGCACCUGAGGCAGCUCUGUGAAGCCAAGCAGAGGACCCACGUGCACAUCGGGGAAGGCCCGGCGGUUAUUUCAAAUAGUACAAUCCCAGAAAAUGUGACAAGUGGUGGGAGGUUCAAGCUCGAUGUUCUGAAAAAUAAAGCGAAGAGAUCCUUAACUUCCUCCCUGGAAAAUAUCUUCUCCAGGGGAGCUAACAGGAUGAGAGGUCGGCUUGGAAGUGUGGACAGCUUUGAACGCUCCAACAGCCUGGCCUCAGAGAAGGACUUCUCGCCAGGGGACUCUCCUCCUGGGACACCGCCAGCCUCCCCACUGUCCUCCGCCUGGCACGCCUUCCCGGAGGAGGACUCCGACUCUCCACAGUUCCGAAGACGGGCUCACACCUUCAGCCACCCACCUUCAAGUUCAAGGAGGAAGUUGAACUUGCAAGAUGGCAAGGCCCACGGCCUACGGUCCCCUCUGCUGAGGCAGAGCUCCAGCGAGCAAUGCAGCCUUGUCCCGUCAGCCCGGCGCAUGUACAAGGAGAGUAAUUCUUCCUCCAGCCUUCCAAGCCUUCACACAUCCUUCUCCGCCCCUUCCUUCACUGCCCCCUCUUUCCUGAAAAGCUUUUACCAGAAUUCAGGUAGACUGUCCCCACAGUAUGAAAAUGAAAUCAGUGAUGGGGAAGGGAGAAAGAGGACGUCAUCCACCUGCAGCAACGAGUCCCUAAAUGCCGGAGGAACCCCGGUCACUCCUCGCAGAGUCUCGUGGAGGCAGCGGAUUUUCCUCCGGGUUGCAUCUCCUGUGAAUAAGUCCCCUUCAGCAAUGCAGCAGCAAAAAGAUGGGUUAGACAGGACUGAGCUGCUCCCGUUGUCUCCUCUCUCUCCCACCAUGGAGGAAGAACCUCUCAUUAUAUUCUUGUCUGGUGACGAGGACACAGAAAAAGUUGAAGAAAAAAAGAAAUCCAAGGAGCUCAAGAGUCUGUGGAAGAAAGCUAUACACCAGCAAAUCCUGCUGCUUCGAAUGGAGAAGGAAAACCAGAAGCUGGAAGCAAGAAGAGAUGAACUCCAGUCUAGGAAAGUUAAGUUAGACUAUGAAGAGGUUGGUACAUGUCAGAAGGAGGUCUUAAUAGCAUGGGACAAGAAGCUGUUAAAUUGCAGAACUAAAAUCAGGUGCGACAUGGAAGAUAUCCAUACGUCCCUUAAAGAAGGGGUCCCUAAAAGUCGGCGAGGGGAAAUUUGGCAAUUUCUAGCAUUACAACACCGCCUGAGACACAGAUUGCCCAACAAACACCAGCCUCCAGAUACCUCCUAUAAGGAGCUUUUGAAGCAGCUCACUGCUCAGCAGCACGCCAUCCUUGUGGAUUUGGGGAGGACUUUCCCCACCCACCCUUACUUUUCGGUGCAGCUUGGGGCAGGGCAGCUGUCCCUCUUUAACCUGUUGAAAGCCUACUCUCUGCUGGACAAAGAGGUAGGCUACUGUCAGGGCAUCAGCUUCGUGGCCGGAGUCCUGCUUCUGCACAUGAGUGAAGAGCAAGCCUUUGAAAUGCUCAAGUUCCUGAUGUACGACCUGGGCUUCCGCAAGCAGUACCGACCAGAUAUGAUGUCGCUUCAGAUUCAGAUGUACCAGCUGUCCAGACUCCUUCAUGACUACCACCGAGAACUCUACAGUCAUCUUGAGGAAAAUGAGAUCAGCCCCAGCCUGUACGCUGCACCUUGGUUCCUCACACUCUUUGCCUCUCAGUUUCCAUUGGGAUUCGUAGCCAGAGUUUUUGAUAUUAUUUUUCUUCAAGGAACUGAAGUUAUAUUCAAGGUUGCUCUCAGCUUACUGAGCAGCCAGGAGGCACUUAUAAUGGAGUGUGAAAGCUUUGAAAAUAUUGUUGAAUUUCUCAAAAGUACAUUACCCGAUAUGAAUACUACUGAAAUGGAAAAAAUUAUUACCCAGGUUUUUGAGAUGGAUAUUUCCAAACAGUUACAUGCCUAUGAGGUAGAAUAUCACGUGCUGCAGGAUGAACUUCUGGAAUCUUCAUAUGCCUGUGAGGACACUGAAUCUCUGGAGAAGCUGGAGAGAGCCAACAACCAAUUGAAAAGACAGAACAUGGACCUCUUAGAAAAACUCCAGGUGGCUCAUGCUAAAAUUCAGGCCUUGGAAUCCAACCUAGAAACUCUUUUGACCAGAGAAACCAAAAUGAAGGCUUUAAUCCGGACCCUGGAACAAGAUAAAAUGGCGUAUCAAAAGACAGUGGAACAGAUCCGGAAGCUGCUACCAGCAGAUGCGCUGGCCAACUGUGAAUUGCUGUUGAGAGACCUAACUCAUCCAACUAAUGACAAAGCCAAACCAGGAAAUAAGCCAUAGUUUCAGACAUGGCCUUAGCAGACAGACAGCUUCCUUAAAAAUACCUGGAUAAAGGACCCUGUGUAAGGUCGACCAGAAAGCUGGUAGGACAGCUACUACUGGUGGUAAGAUCAUCAGUAGGUGAUGUAGCUCUCCUCAGAGCACUCCACUCCUAAGCCAUCACAGACAUCCAGACUGUAUUUUCUUCUGGUUGUUGCCAACUAUGUACAUAACUAUAUAUAAGUGGACAUAAAGAUCCAUGCUUUCAAAUCAAACAGUAGGUGUGUAUUAGGAGCAACUUUUCUUUUUCAGUAAGAACUUCAUGAAAUUCACAUCAAAGGAAGAGUUCAAGUGAGAUUCUUCUUGGAUACACAAGAAAUCCUUUUGGUUUUCUAGCGAAACAAAUCUAGAAUAUCUUUGUAUAUUGAAAUAUACUUGAACAACAACAAAAAUGAAUGUAUUUUUUUCCUGCCCCCAAAGACUAGCAUGCUUCACUCAGUGUGGUAGGCAGACACAUUGCUUUAGCUCUGUGUCUGUGUCUAUAAGGGACAUGAUUGGCUUCCAGUCUCACUCCCGUGAGUCUCCUAGGAAGGUGGGGCUCUACUGCCCUGCCUGCUGUGUGACAACCAGCAUGUCUAACCCUGGAGGAUCUGAGUCUGGUUAGGCUUUGCUUUAGAUACACAUAGGGAGAAAGCAGGACACUGUGGCUGAGUCAACCCCUCUCAGGGUGAAGAGGACUGUUGCUAAUUUUCUAGCAGAUUAGACCAGCAUUAAUAUUCAAGCCGAAAAUACGAGGCCUCAAACACACCAUUAAGCUCCUGAAUUGCCUAGGGUAGCCUUUUGCCAUUUUACUUAAGUGACUUCUAUAGAGGUAAGCAGUUGCUUGGUGCUGUAUUUACCAAGUGAGAGGGUUUGCUAUUUUCUCACAAAAGUAUGGGAGCAUUCUAUGUAGUCCUUGUGACCUUCGGUUUUAGAAUAGGGAAAUAAAAUCAGGAUUUCCCAAAGAUGAAAUACCACGUUGAGUUGCUUUUCUAAUUUUUUGCUCAAUGACAGAACCCAUUUUUAAUCACUUUCCCCUUUCAUGUGAAAAUGUAGAACUGUGAACUAUUUAGGAACCAAUCAUGAGAAGCACACAGGAAGGGAUGGAAGCGUCUCCAUCCCCGGUGAAACCUACAAGUCCGUGUUUGGUCUCGUGGCUUCUGCUGCGUACAGAUAGGAUACAAGAGAAUGCUCAUGCAAGCUGGGGGCAUGGAUGGCAAGUCAUUUUCCCAGGACAUGUGCAGUCCCUACAGCACAGACAACUUUACAAUAGUGCCUCUGACCACUGCGGCAGCAUUCUGUUUGGCCUUUGUGAACAGUGUUUACUGUCGAAGCUUUUUCAGCCCUCGUCUUUGCAGAUGGGUUACUUGGGGGUCAUUUGCCUCAAAGAGAGUUGAUUAUACACAAGAUGAAGUGUUACCAUAGCGCUCUUGAGUCAAGACGUCAAGCUUCCAAAGACACGAAAACGUGUGGAUGCCAAGCAUCUAGGCUGUUCUCCACUUGAAUGUCACAAGCCUCACAGGGUCAGAGUAGACUUGGAUCUAGGGGCGUUUCUCCUUUUAAAAAGUCUUAUUAGCCAGGAGAGUUGAUGUGCAUUCUAGAGUCUAGGAAGCGUUCAUUAUUGAUUCUCCAUUUGGUUGAGGGCCAUUAGUUGAUCUGUUGCUUGGAUCUUCUCAUUUGUAGUAUCCUCUAUUCAGCGUUACUGUCUGAUGGUCAAAAUCAUUGCCUUGUGGGUGUGAUCCACAGGUGGUGGCUGAGGGAUACUUAUGUCGGGGAAGGAAAUAUUUUUCUUUCCAUUUCUCCAUUAAAAGUAAACUAUGUUCUGGAUGUUGGGAGCCAGCGGUAUGGGUUGUUUAUGGUAUUCAGUGAUUAAGACAACGUGGAUGUGGUAUUUUCUUGUGAAAAUGACUUUUUUUUCUCAUUGGUGAUUUUAAAAAAAAAAAAAUGUGACACCUGUUUCGCGUUGUAAUAUUACAUCUUCAUCAGGCUCCUGUAAUGUCUAGAAUCAUUUCCAAUAAAUAUGUUACUGCCGUUUCCUGA
Mus pahari (shrew mouse) is the source of this 6510-nucleotide messenger RNA. RefSeq names its product TBC1 domain family member 4 (gene Tbc1d4). The coding region runs from base 556 to 4452 and encodes 1298 amino acids. The record is from RefSeq and is a predicted model, not a curated record. NCBI's taxonomy places the organism in Eukaryota, Metazoa, Chordata, Mammalia, Rodentia, Muridae. The transcript is spliced from 20 exons.